Caenorhabditis bovis is the source of this 1767-nucleotide messenger RNA. The record is from the annotation of a GenBank genome assembly. Lineage: Eukaryota; Metazoa; Nematoda; Chromadorea; Rhabditida; Rhabditidae.
AUGUAUCGUGCCGUGUUGCUAUUAAUUCUCGCAUAUUCUACACAUGGUUUACAACCAUCUAUUGCUGCGUGCGAUGAGACCAAUUCGAACAACUCCUUCAUUUAUUGUACUGGACCCAUAUUGGAAGCUGUAAAUUAUCAUAAAUUGUACAAUGAUUCAAAAACUUUUGUAGAUAUGCCGAUGAAAGAAGAGCCAAAAGUCGUUCUCGAAGCGUUUAAAGCAAAAUUCGGAGCUUCGAACUCGUCGGAGAUCAAUCGCGACGAUCUGCAAAAGUUUAUCGACCAAUACUUCAGUGCAGCGGGCACCGAACUCAUUCAAUGUGUACCGGCCGACUGGAAAGAGAAGCCGAAAAAAUUGGAAUCAAUUCAAGAUCCACAACUGCGAGCUUGGGCUUACAAGCUGAAUGACAUUUGGAAGCAUUUGUGUCGUGAAAUCGAUCCAAAUAUUAAACAACACACAUCCCGAUAUUCUCUUCUUUAUGUACCCAAUCAAUUCAUUGCGCCUGGCGGAAGAUUCAGAGAAUACUACUAUUGGGAUGCCUACUGGAUUAUCAAGGGACUUAUUGCAUGUGAAAUGUAUGACACCACGAGGAAUAUGAUAAGAAAUUUGGCGCUUAUGGUUGAUAAAUAUGGAUUUGUGCCAAAUGGUGGCCGGGUUUACUACCUUCGAAGAAGCCAACCACCACUUUUGACGCCAAUGGUUUACGAAUUAUACGAAGCGACGAAUGAUAAGAAUUUUGUCAUGGAAAUGCUGCCGACACUUGCGAAGGAGUAUCAAUUCUGGAAUACAAUGCGAACUACGACAGUUAAUAUGGACGGAAAACCGUAUACGGUAUAUCUUUAUCGUACCACUGCAAACCUUCCACGUCCAGAAUCGUACAAAGAGGACGUCCAAAAGUCGGAAUCUCUGAAUGACGCGUCACGACAGCAAUUCUGGCAGGAUAUUGGAAGCGCCGCCGAAUCCGGAUGGGAUUUCUCAUCGCGCUGGUUCUCUGAUCGACGCACACUUCAGACCAUUGAGACGACACGGGUUCUGCCGGUUGACUUGAACGGAUUCAUUUGCUGGAACAUGGACAUUCUCGAAUAUCUCUAUGAGCAAAUCGGGGAUACGGCCAACUCGCAGAAGUUCCGAAACGAGCGCGCCAAUUUCCGCGACACCGUCAACGCUGUCUUCUAUAAUCGUACCGACGGCACUUGGUACGAUUUCAACAUGAACACCGGAGCGCACAAUCCCAACUUCUACACGUCCACAGCGGUUCCUUUGUUCACCAAUUGCUAUAACACGCUGAACACCGGAAAAUCGCAAAAAGUUUAUGACUAUAUGGAUAGGCUUGGCGUGUUCAAUUACCCUGGCGGAAUUCCUACAUCGAUGAUAAAGGAGACCCAUGAGCAGUGGGACUUUCCGAAUGGAUGGAGUCCCAACAAUCAUAUGAUAAUCGAGGGACUGAGGAAAAGCGCGAAUCCCGAAAUGCAGGAUAAGGGGUUCGAGAUUGCGUCCAAAUGGGUUCUUGGCAACUUCCGAGUGUUCUAUGAAACGGGGCACAUGUGGGAAAAGUACGACGUGAUUGGGACCUAUCCGAGUCCGGGAUCCGGCGGAGAAUACGAUGUACAGGAUGGAUUCGGAUGGACGAAUGGGGCAAUCCUGGACCUUCUUUUGACCUACAAUGAUCGCCUUGUGGCUCCAAAGAAUUUCAGCUCAACUAUAUUGUCCUCGACGGCCUCGAAUCUCAUCAUUCUCAUUUUUAGCAUGAUUUUCGUUCAUUUAUAA